Aspergillus puulaauensis is the source of this 585-nucleotide messenger RNA. RefSeq lists its product as uncharacterized. The record is from RefSeq and is a predicted model, not a curated record. NCBI's taxonomy places the organism in Eukaryota, Fungi, Ascomycota, Eurotiomycetes, Eurotiales, Aspergillaceae. Bases 1 to 585 code for a protein of 194 amino acids. The transcript has 2 exons.
AUGAAGUCUACCCCUCUCCUCUCGCUCGUCUCCCUCUCUGCAACGGCCCUCGCAGCCGGCUGCAACGUCGAAGGCAACCUCUUCCAGCUCCAAGCCUUCCAAACCCGCGACGACGGCUCGCGCCGCACCGGCAGCGUCCAAGUUGCCCAAAUUGGCGACCUGGGCACCGAAACCCUUGCCCACUUCAGCGCCUCCUCCGCCGGCGGGCCUGAAACCUCCACCGCAGUCUUCUACCUCAACACCGACAACAACCGCCUCAUCGUCCUCGACCCCUUCGGCCUGCUGCACGCGUCAAACAGCUACACUGACGCGGCGGAGGGCGGCGAACUGAAGUUCACCUUCUACAAUGACACCAGCCGGCCCGAGCCGUACCACUGGCCCGUCUUUGGGAUUAGCGAGGCAGAUGAUGGGGAGUACUUGACUGUUGAUGGGGAUGCGGCUGCCUUCAAGCAUUGUCCUACUGAUGCGGAGAGUUCGCUGCUCACUGGGUCUAUUGCGCUGGGCACGGCGGAUGUUGGCAAGGACUGUGUGCCCCUGGACGGACUGAAGAUUUACCCUGUUACCUCGCAGAUUAGCCAGGAGUAG